This is a messenger RNA of Ostrea edulis (European flat oyster), 7031 nucleotides long. RefSeq lists its product as uncharacterized. Lineage: Eukaryota; Metazoa; Mollusca; Bivalvia; Ostreida; Ostreidae. The record is from RefSeq and is a predicted model, not a curated record. Bases 2 to 3070 code for a protein of 1022 amino acids. The transcript has 24 exons.
AAUGAAAAUAGAAUACAUAGAAACAUGUACGAUCAAGACGGUAGUUCGAAAUAACAAAACGAAAGUAGAUUCCCCUGUUUUGUUGUGUACCACAGCGGAGAAGAAAUGCGUUGAGAGAGAUUACUGUACCUGUUAUAACCAUCUGAAGAUGUCCUUUGGAAUUUACAGCCCUGUUAAAUUCAAUCAAGCUAGAGCCAGAGGGUCACUAUUGGCGCCUCCAUUGAACAUUGAUACAAAAUCGAUACUACUGCGAAAAUAUGGAAGGUACAAUAACAGAUGGCCCACGGGACGAAAAUCUUAUUGUUCAAGUUGUACCAAGUUGAAUCUUGAGAAGGAAAGAAUGGAAAAGGAGUACUAUCGACUGAAAAACACGAUUUCAGAUCAACUGAGAGAUAAAGAAAUUGAAGUGAUAUAUCGGACAGAAGCAAUCUUGGAUGAACUAAGAAGAAAUAACUAUCGGUUAAAAGAGAGAUUGUCAGACACUGAAGAGGAGCUAAAAAUUCGGGCAUACAUAAUUAGAGAGCGGAAUGUAGUGGAAACUCAUGAUGACCGAGUACUUCGUCUUCAACAGAGAUACCACACAUCGCUCAGGGACAAUGAAGAAUUAGAGAGACAGAUACAAAAGAAAGAAAAUCACCUCUGGAGUUUGCGGUGGGAAGUGAGGGACCUGGAAUCGGAAAAGAUAAGCCUAGAAGAAGUACUGGCGAAGAGAGAAGAGGAUAUUUGGAAACUGAAUCACACUCUUCAUCAGACUCAGCAGAAAAAUAUCCUAUGCAGAUUUGAAAUAAAGAAGAUAGAAGACAAGUAUGGUAACCUGUAUGCAAGUUUUCACCAUUUGCAAAUGGAGAAUAUAAGUCUGCAAAAGAAAAUCUCAGAUAUGGAGCACAGCAUUAUGUUUGCUGAUAAAAAAGAAAUAGAGGAGUUGAAGAAUAAUCUUCAUAAAACUUCGUUACAAAUUUCGAGGAUCGAAGAGGAAAAAGAAGAAUUGAAUCAAGAACUCAACAACUUAAAAUAUGAACAAGAACUCGAUAGAAGGAAGACUCGAUAUUCAACACUGUCUGAGAUGAAUGAUAGUACACACUCUCACUGGGUCCAAAGAUUUACUGAGCUCCAGAAAGAAAAUCAAACAGUCAUUGCAAAGAAUAGCACUCUGGAAGAAGAGAUUAGAAAUUUACGAAGGAAAUACAUUUAUACUGAAAAUGUAUCCAAAAGCGAAAUGAAAGAUCUCCGCGAUGAGAAUUCAGAAUUGAAGAAUAGAAUCAAAGAAGCAGAAGAUACAUGGUUGAAACCGACCCCUUCAAAUCAAACUGUUGCAGUCGCUAGUGACAUUCUCAGCCUCCGCCAAGAACUUACUGACCUAAGAAAGAAAAAUAAAGAAUUAGAGGAAGAACUUAGACGACGCUUACAAGAAAAGAAUGACAAAACACUGAUGCAUGAAAGUGUAAUACGCCAAAAAGAUAGCGAGAUUUUGAAAGCAAAAGAAAGUUUGGGACUCAAGGACUUUGAAUUAAGAUCUCUUCAAUCCAAGUUAAUUGAUUCUGAGAAAGCUGUGAUGUUAAUGUCGUCAAAACCCAGUGAAUACCAAUGCCUGCACGAGGAAAUCGAGAAAUUAAAAUGGGAGAAUUUGAGUUUGAAAGAAAGUCUUGAGGAUUAUCUUAAACGAUCAGAUGUGAACUUGCAUUCAUUGAGAUUUCCCCCAACACACGAAGAAGGGAUCAGAAACAGAAACAAACAGUUGGAGGAGGAAUUGAGAAAUGUGAAGACAGAAAAUCAAAAUUUUCGUAAACACAUUUCAACGCUACAAAAGGAAAACGACAUUGCAAUAGCAAGACAUGAAACAACGUUAAGUGAACUGACAAGUUUGAAGGUUGAAGAUAGACAAAGACAAGUAAAAAGCCAAGAGUUGGAAGAACGCCUAGCAAAAGAAGAAAGAAAAGCAGAAAAGUUGAGGAAAGAACUGUCAGAAGAAAAAAUUGCAUUAGAAAGUGGACAUUCCAAAACUGAACUUGAAUUAAAAAAUUCAGAGGUAGAGCUCAAAGAAAAGAGGAGAGAUGUACAACAAUUGCAGGAACGCAUCAGAUAUAAGGAAAACGAAAUGACAGAACUUUUAGAAGGAAGAAACAACGCACUGAGAAGAAAAGCUGAAGUUGAGCAAGAAAACCAGCAUUUAAAUGAUAAUUUGAAUCAAUUGCAAGUCGAAAAUAAAAAUCUUCAACAGCAACAUACACAAUUAAAUAAGAAGAUUUCUCAAACUGAACAACAGCUUUCCGAUAUGAAUAUAGAAACAGAGCGUUUAGAAGAACGGAUAGCACAAUUAGCGACUGAAAAUAAUCAGCUUAGAAAAGAUAUUGCCGAAGUGUCAAAAGAAAAGGAUAAUGUCCUCACAAGACUAAGUAAGGUGGCAGGUGCAAAGUUAACUCAAGGCAAUGCUGCGAUAACUGACCUUAGUGACACCAACCGUCCAACAAAAUUAGCAGAGAAAUUCUCCGAGCUGUAUGACAAUCAGUGGACAGAUGCCUUUGAAGAGCUUGACAAUACUUUUAAUAACGAAGAGGAAACAAUACAAGCUCUCCUGAAAAUUUUACAGGAUGCAUAUACUUUUUGUGACCGAACAGAGACAAAUUAUGAAACCAGGAUUAGACAAGCAGCAUUUACGUUAUCAGAUGAGAACACUAGAGAGACUCGUCAGAUCACUGGUGCGGAUGCUCCUGUACAGAAAGCCCUCACAGAGCUAAUCCUAUCAUUGAGCAAUGCUUGUUGUUUAGGUAUCGAAGAGAUGUUUCUGACAAGACUUCCCUCAAUUUUAAAGGAAGUUGAUGUUACGGUGUCUACUAAGACAAAGAUGUACGCUCGCCAUUGUGCAAGCCUGUGUUGGAGAAUGAGAAUCCGUGAACCACCGGUGUUUGUCCGGUUCGAAUUCAGACGGGGAACAGAAUUUAAAACAGAUAUCCUGAGGCGGUAUACCAAAACAGGGGGGUAUCUGGAUUUCAUUGUCUGGCCAGCAUUGUAUUUACAUGAGAAUGGACCAGUGUUAGCGAAAGGCGUGGCACAACCAAGACUCUCUCCUUAAUUUCAUAAUCAAAGCAGUGUUAGAUUCUCUUCUGCAUGCUUUGAAGACAUUAGAAAUGUAAAUCACUGGAUUCUUAUUUAGAGUGUUUAUUUACUUUUUUACUUACAUUAGAAAAUACUGGUAUUUUUGUACCUGGACGAAGGAACAUUUUUUUUGUUACAGAUAGUGUGUAUAAUUUUUAAGUUAUUACUUAGUGUGUGUAUAAGUAGGAUUUUAGCAGAAUCCUAAUGAAAUCAUCAAAGAAAGUAUUGUAGAGCUUUUCACCUGAUGUGACUCAUUGAAAAUUUAUGGUGAUUGGUUCAAUAUUUUUAUUUUUUGUCAUGUAAUCAUUUGUUUUACUUUUCCUUUGCGGAUGUCUACGAAAAGGCACCUAAUUAGAGGUUUGGUGAAUUUGCAGUAGGAGUCUUAGAACCCUGUAAGACAAAAGUAUAACACGUUUUUAGCUGGAUUGUGAUUGACCUCCGGUAUGUCCAGGGGUCCAUGUUUGCCCAACUAUCUAUUUUGUAUUGCUUAUAGGAGUUAUGAGAUUGAUCACUGUUCGUUAAUAUCUUCACCAUAAAGGUCUAAAGGUAGACGAUUGUCAGUGGCGAAUGCAGGGUUUGUUAAAAUGGGCAAUGACCAAGGUUUGAAGGCUUUAUAGUUACUUUUAUGGGUUGUUAUUCUCUAUACAUAAUAAAAUCAAUAAAUAACAACAAAUAAUCGAUUUGUUUAUUUUUGUAUGUAUUUUUGUAUGUAUAAUGUCAAAUCUUUUGCUGGUGUUCUACUAUUUUUUGUUGUUGAUUUUUUUGGUCUAUAAAUAGGGGUCCUGGCCCCUCUACAUCCGCCACCGGGUUUUAUUUUAAUAGAUAAGAUGGCCAUUUGUUUUGAACAGGCCCCUCUAUUUCUCCAUUGUUACUUCCCAUAUAAAUGUUUGAAUUGUAGGUAAUAUAGCCGUUUUUUCACAUACUUAGAAUUUAGAGAGAAGUGGACAGGGUCGUUGAUUACUGUACUUGUAUACUGAUGUUUAUGUAAACUCUUUGCAAUAUUUGGUUUUCUUCUUAAGCACAUCUCACGAAGAUAUGCUUCGUAAAAAAUUUGAAAAGCCGUCUUAUAAAUGCAAAAUGUUAACUAUCUAAUAAUUUCAAAUCCUAGAAUACUUAAUUGUGUGUUUUCUGACCCACGCUAUUCAAUUCAAGCUCACAUUUCACAUGUCAUAAUCUUUACAGUCAUGAUUUCAUAUAUCUAAAUUUGCUUAUUUUCAAGGAACUGAAUAUGUAUCAACUGUGUUAAUUGUUCCAAAAAUUUUGCAGCAUAAUGUGGUGGUUCUGUCUUAUGUUGAAACGAUUAGCAAUUAAUUAUAUGGAUGCAAUUGUUUCAAGAAUACUAUUUAUAACAUUUCAUUCUGCAUAUAGUACAAUGAGAGCUUUGAUAUUCCUGUUUGUCCUCUUAGAGUUUUACUGUCCAUGUUGUUUACUUUUCAUAUAUGAAGCAUGCGACAAAUACCAUUUAUUGAAAACUAACGGGGACUUGACACCUAGUUCCAUUUAGUAGUUCAUAUGCAUUGUUGCAGUUUCUAAUACGAAGUGAAUGUACUUUAUAUAAUUCUAAAAAUUCAGAGGACUAGAUAAACUAAAAGUAAUUUUAAAUAUGCAAGUCAAGUACUUCCAGAAUUGAAAACCGACAUAGUUGUUUAUGAAGAUUGGAGACAUAUACACGUAUAUUUAUAUGGUAUUUCCCAGUCUACACUGAUUCAGUACAAUUUAUGUUGUUUUAAACCUUGGUGAUUCUCUUUUUCUCCUUUGCAUGGACAGUUUUGACACACUUUCCUGUUGAGCAUUCUCAAAGGAGCUUUCUUUGUAACCUCCAAAUUGCGGUUCAUUAGACAUUUGGCAAUAAGUAACAGCAUCAGUGUGUGAACCCUUUGAAACUUUGGCUACCCUUUCCUUAUCCAUCAACACAUCCUUAGCUGUAUUAGCUGACUGUUGGUAUCGCUCUGAAUUAAUUCCAGUAUAUGUUCCUUUUAAAGGAAAGGUGCGUGGUUUGAUUGACUUUUGAGUAUCACCCUGCAGUGUCGGCAGAAUUACAGAUUUCAGCUUUCUUUUCAGUACUUCAAAUUCUGGAUUAUAUUUCGCUUUUGAUUUGUUUUUUGGCCAUGUGUUUUUAUGUUCCACUAGAUUUUCUACAACAUGGAAUUUGGAAAGGUUCUCAGAAAUUUCUACCGUAUGCCUUCGUGUCCCGUCCCUUUUGACAGUGCUUGGAAUAUUAUCCUCUUCAUAGUCCAGCAGACCAGUUCCCGAUGUACUAAAAUAAACAUCGAUUUCUUUGUCAUUAGAUCGAGACGCAUUAACGGACUUUUCUGUAAUUACACUAUUGUUGCCAGGAGUGCUGAUUAUCUCGGUACCUGGUAUUUUUUCUGGUGAAGGACGUGACCGGUGUGAUCUAGAUUGCUCGUUAAUGGUACUGGCUGAACUUACAUCAGACAAACUGCCAGAUCCGUCAGUUUGAAAACCUCCAGCAAUCGACAUUCUUUUUCGACAAACUAACUUGCAAGAACACGAAAAAAGUUGAUGAAAAUGACUGACUUUUACUGCUUCUGCUAUAUCUCUGUAUUUAUAAUGCAAAGUGUCGACAAGAAUGUCUUUGCAUUCUUGUGUCGAUGGCGCGGAUCUCAGUUGAACAAAAACCUGCAUCCACAAAGAAGCCGCGGACGUCCCAUUGAUUUUCUGCUCUACGAUUCCAUCAUCGAUUAACUUAUUUUCAAAAAGUGCAUCCAAGACGUCUGAAAUAUCAACAGUCUGUAUGAUCAUGCAGUAUGCACACCUUCUCUUUGUAGAUGCAUUCAUUUUUUCCUCAUAAGAUAAACUGAUUUCACUCAUUAAGUCUGGGUAUUCAUCUCUUAAAGACUCCAAAAAUUUUUCAAAGUUGUCUGUCCCGUAUCGCCGAAAACGGGAAAUGAUAAAUCGGUUUUGGUCUUUUCUUUUACUGCUUAGUUUCAGGAUGGUUUCAUGGUCUGACUGUGAAAUGGCUUCACCUUCAACAAGUUUAUCUAGUAUGUCAUCUUUUGAAAAAUCAAGUCUGUUGACAAUUUGUUGGUACUUCUCUUGCAACACCUCUUUGUGAACAUUUUCUACAUAAAGAAAAAAACAUAUCCAUCACAAACAUUAGUAAACUUAUAGGUCAAGUAAAGGCAAGGUGAAAAAAAAUAAAACCAUUUUUGAAAGUUGACUGCUGUGGGAUUUUUUAAUCAAGGUAAAUACACAAUAUACCUAUUCAAAUAUCGUUAUUCAUAGAAACGAAUAAUAGAAUUGUCGCCCCUACUAAUUACGUCAUAUAAGACACACAUAUUACGCCACUAAAUUACUGUUUUAAGGUAACUCCACCCUAACGUGAUAUCAUAGGGUUUUGCAAAAUCUUUAUUUGAUUAACUUCGUGCACGUUAGAAAUUUAAAAAAAUCUGGUGAACUAUUUGAUACCAAAAUAAGUCUAUAUUUUCUAUUAUAAUCAUCUAUAUUUUAAAAAAGCCAAAGGCAAUAACUCUAGAUCUUCUGCUGGUAUUUUCUCUGUUGUAUGUCUGUUAUACAAUAAUCGAUUCCCCUGAUAUCCACAAUUAAUUUUACAUGCAUUUUCAUUAUGCUUUUUAAUAAAAAUGUGCGAUUUUCUGAUGUUGAUAAUCAAUCCAUGAUUUAAAGCAAUGCGAUCCUUCAUAACAAAUCAAAGUAAACAAUCCCUCGGAUACAAUACAAAUGAAAAAUUAUACAAUGCACACGAAAAAGAAUUAUAAUACAAAUGAGAAAUUGUACAAUAUAAAUGAAAAAUAUUUUAAAUACAAAUGAAAAAUUAAACAAUACAAAUAAAAAAUUAUGCUAUACAAAUUAAUGGAAAAGAUCAAAUAUUGCAACGUUUGACAUGCCAUAGAUUGAGGGGUGGGCGUAAAAGUUACAGGUAGUGACGUAUUUUUAUUUGAUUAAAUGUAUUCUUUGGA